Messenger RNA from Astyanax mexicanus (Mexican tetra), 5222 nucleotides. RefSeq names its product NACHT, LRR and PYD domains-containing protein 12-like. The coding region runs from base 117 to 4094 and encodes 1325 amino acids. The transcript is spliced from 10 exons. Gene Ontology annotation, molecular function: protein binding. The record is from RefSeq and is a predicted model, not a curated record. NCBI's taxonomy places the organism in Eukaryota, Metazoa, Chordata, Actinopteri, Characiformes, Acestrorhamphidae.
GAGCUGUUUUACUUCUACUUAAAUAAAGAUUACUUUGAAGUAAUAGUACUUUUACAAAAGUUCUGCCUUUGGCUACUCUAUCCACCUUUGGUUGUUUCUGAUUUUUGACUGUGGAAAUGUUGAUGCACUUGAAACACUUGAAAGACUUAUGCUCUCAUAUGAACACAGAUCAAACCAGUCCUGUCCAGACCACCACAACCCAGAACCCCACAGCAUCCAGUGAACUGGUCCAGAACACCACAACCCAGAACCCCACAGCUUCCAGUGAACUGAUCCAGACCACCACAACCCAGAACCCCACAGCUUCCAGUGAACUGAUCCAGACCACCACAACCCAGAACCCCACAGCUCCCAGUGAACUGGUCCAGAACACCACAACCCAGAACCCCACAGCUCCCAGUGAACUGGUCCAGACCACCACAACACAGAACCCCACAGCUUCCAGUGAACUGAUCCAGACCACCACAACCCAGAACCCCACAGCUUCCAGUGAACUGAUCCAGAACACCACAACCCAGAACCCCACAGCUCCCAGUGAACUGGUCCAGACCACCACAACACAGAACCCCACAGCUCCCAGUGAACUGGUUCUGACCACCACAACACAGAACCCCACAGCUCCCAGUGAACUGGUUCUGACCACCACAGCUCAGACUGGAGGGAAUGUCAUUGCACCUGUACUACAAGGAAAUUUUUAUGGCUCAGUUCAUAUUCACGCUGGAGCUGAAUCUCAGCAUGAAGGUGGAGCAGGUGGAGGACAGGUAAUGAGUGAGAGUUCAGCAGCCUCUUCUACUAUACUGACUGCAGAUGAACAACACUGCAUCAAGUUGAAGGACACUCUGAAAUUGAACUAUGAGCGUUUAAUUGGGAGCUCACAGACUGGUCAUCAGGAGUUCCUGGAAGAUAUCUACACUGAUCUUGUUAUAGUGCAGAAUAAAAGUGGAGGAGUCAUUAAUGAACAUGAAGUGAUGCAAAUAGAGAUGUCUCCCAAUAAAGCUGGCAGUGAGGAAGAGUGUAUAAAAUGCAGUGACAUUUUUAAAGUCCAGCCGGGUACAGGUAGACGGAACAGAAAAGUGAUGACAAUGGGAAUUGCAGGAGUCGGUAAAACUGUGUCCGUCAACAAAUUCAUACUGGACUGGGCAGACAGAAAGGAGAACCAGGACAUUCAGUACAUUUUCCCUCUGCCCUUCCGUGAACUAAAUCUGAAGAAAGAGAAGGAGUUCAGUUUAAUUGAACUACUGAAUAACUGCUUUUUCUCCUCAAAGCCUGCACUAAAGUCUCUUCCAGAAGAAGAUGGUAAAGUGCUGUUUAUUUUUGAUGGGCUGGAUGAGUAUCGUUACCCACUGGAGUUUAAAGAUGGAGAGGAAGUAAAAGAUGUGAAUGAGAAGAGUACAGUGGGCUCACUGAUCAUAAAUCUCAUCAACAGAAAUUUGCUUUGCUUUGCUCUAGUCUGGGUAACUUGUCGACCAGCAGCAGCACAUCAGAUUCCCCAUCAAUACAUCAAUCUUGUGACAGAAGUACGAGGAUUUAAUGAUGAACAGAAGGAGGAGUACUUCAUCAAAUACUGCAAAACAGAGGAUGUAGCAGAGAAAAUAAUUUCACACAUAAAAAAGUUAAGGAGUCUCCACAUCAUGUGUCAAAUCCCAGUCUUCUGCUGGAUCUCUGCCACUGUGCUUCAGCCACUGAUGGAUAAAGAGAGUUAUGAGAACAUCCCCAAAACCCUGACAGAAAUGUACAUGAGCUUCCUAUUGCAGCAGAAAAACUUGAUGAAGGAGAAAUACAGUCAGAAGACUGACACUGACCCUGAGCGCAUCAUUCUGAAGCUCGGUGAACUGGCCUUCUGUAAUCUUGAGAGUGGAGAGCUGAACUUCUAUGAGGAUAAUCUUAAAAAAUGUGGGAUUGAUGUCAGUGAUGGUACAGUGUUCUCAGGAGUGUGUACACAGAUUUUCAGCCAGCGGAAAGGAAUUUCUAAGCGAAACAUUUUCAGCUUUGUGCAUCUGAGUGUUCAGGAAAGCCUUGCAGCUGUAUAUGUGCAUGAGUCAUACUGCAACAAGAAGAAGAAUGUGUUAAAAAAAACUACUUUCUGGAACAAACUUGGGUGUAAGCAUAAGAGUACACAAUACACAGUAACAGAUCUCCAUAAGAGUGCAGUGGACAGAGCUUUGCAGAGUGAAAAUGGACACCUGGACCUUUUCCUCCGCUUCCUCCUUGGCCUCUCAGUGAAGGAAAGUCAGGCGGUCCUGACCGAACUUCUGCCAAACCUAAAGAUCAAGGCAGAGAGCAUUAGCAAAACAGCUAACUACGUUAAGGAGAAACUGAAAGAGGAAAUGCAUUCAGACAGAAGCCUGAAUCUCCUCCACUGCCUGAGUGAACUGAAGGAUAACUCACUCACUGCUGAAAUCCAGAACUUCCUGAACUCAGGAACUCUCUCAAAACAGGAACUCUCAUCUACACAGUGGUCAGCUCUGAUCUUUGUUCUGAUGAUGUCAGAGGAGAUUCAGGAGAAGUUUGAACUGAAGAAAUACAGAGCAUCAGAAGAAGGACUGAGGAGAUUACUGCCUGUGGUAAAAAUCACACAGCGAGCUCUACUAGCUUCAUGUGAUCUUGGAGUAAAGUCAUGUGCAUCUCUGAAAUCAGUGUUAAAACUGGAAAACUCCUCACUGAAAGAGCUGGAUCUCAGUAACAAUGACCUGCAGGAUUCAGGAGUGGAGCUGCUCUCUGCUGGACUGAAGAGUUCACACUGUAAACUGCAGAUUCUCAGAUUAGCUUCAUGUAAUCUUGGAGAAAAGACAUGUGAAAGUCUGGGAUCAGUUUUGAAGCUGGAAAACUUCUCCAUAAAAGAACUAGACCUCAGUAACAAUGACCUGCAGGAUUCAGGAGUGGAGCUGCUCUCUGCUGGACUGAGGAGUUCACACUGUAAACUGCAGAUUCUCAGAUUAGCUUCAUGUAACCUUGGAGAAAAGACAUGUGAAAGUCUGGGAUCGGUUUUGAAGCUGGAAAACUUCUCCAUAAAAGAACUAGACCUCAGUAACAAUGACCUGCAGGAUUCAGGAGUGGAGCUGCUCUCUGCUGGACUGAGGAGUUCACACUGUAAACUGCAGAUUCUCAGACUAGCUUCAUGUAAUCUUGGAGAAAAGACAUGUGAAAGUCUGGGAUCAGUUUUGAAGCUGGAAAACUUCUCCAUAAAAGAACUAGACCUCAGUAACAAUGACCUGCAGGAUUCAGGAGUGGAGCUGCUCUCUGCUGGACUGAGGAGUUCACACUGUGAACUGCAGAUUCUUAGAUUAUCUGGGUGUAUGAUCACAGAAAAAGGCUGUUCUUCUCUGGCUUCAGCUCUGAGUUCAAACCCCUCCCACCUGAAAGAGCUGGAUCUGACCUAUAACCACCCAGGAGAGUCAGGAGAGAAGCUGCUCUCUGACAAACUGGAGGAUCCACACUGCUCACUGGAGACACUCAGAAUGGAACAUGGAGGCGAGAUCAGAAUCAAACCUGGAUUAAAGAAAUACGGCUGUGAUUUCACACUGGAUCUAAACACAGUAAACCCUCAUCUCUCUCUGAGUGAGGAGAACAGGAGGGUGGAGUUUAGAGAGGAGCUGCAGCCGUAUCCUGAUCAUCCAGAGAGAUUUGAUAAGUGGGAGCAGGUUCUGAGUAGAGAGAGAGUAACUGGUGAUACUGGUGAUACUGGUGUUACUGGUGAUACUGGACGCUGUUACUGGGAGGCUGAGUGGAGAGAUGGAGGAGGAGGAGCUGCUGUAGCUCUGAGUUAUAAAACCAUCAGCAGGAAAGGAUUAGGAUCAGUCUGUGUGUUUGGAGGGAAUAUAAACUCCUGGAGUCUGAUCUACUCUGAUAACAGAUAUUCUGUUCUUCACAACAAUAACAGAACUGUUCUCUCCACUCCUCCCUCCGGCUGUAGGAGAGUAGGAGUGUAUGUGGACUGUCCCUCCGGCACUCUGUCCUUUUACAGCGUCUCCUCUGAUACACACUCACACACUCUCACACACUUACACACAUUCUACACCACCUUUACUCAGCCCCUCUAUGCAGGGAUUUGGAUUGGUUAUGACUCCUCAGUGACUCUAUGUAAAAUAGAAUAACCCUGUAUUUAACAGUAGUGUGUGUGUGCAUCUGAGUCAGUGUGUAAGUGUGGAGUGUGUAGUGUGUGUAGAGUCAGUGUGUAAUGAGUGUGUGUAUAACAUCAGAAAAAUUCGACCGUUUCUGAAGUAACAGGCCACCCAACUCCUGGUACAAGCAGUGGUCAUCUCACGCCUCGACUACUGCAAUACCCUACUAACUGACCUCCCUGCCUGUGUAGUAAAACCACUCCAGAUGAUCCAGAAUGCAGCAGCACGUCUGAUCUUCAACCAGCCAAAACGGGCACAUGUCACAUUGAGCUCCAUUGUCUACCAACUGAUGCUCGCAUCAAAUUCAAAACUCUUACAAUUGCCUACAAGGUGAUACAGAACAGCUCCUUCCUACCUGCUUUCACUCCUGAAGACUUACGCUACCUCCCGGCCGCUGCGCUCCUCCAACGAACGUCGCCUCGCUUUACCAAACAAACAUUCACACAAAGCAAUCCAGAGUGUUCUCAUACAGAGUUCCCCAAUGGUGGAACAAACUACCUUCCACUACCAGAUCAGGAGAAUCUCUCACUAUCUUUAAUAAACUCCUGAAGACAGAGCUCUUCAAAGAGCACUUACUCUCCUAACACUUCUAACUAACUACCUUCUACUACCAGAUCAGGAUAAUAUCUCACUAUCUUUAAUAAACUCCUGAAGACAGAGCUUUUCAAAGAGCACUUACUCUCCUAACACCUCUAACUAACUACCUUCUACUACCAGAUCAGGAGAAUCUCUCACUAUCUUUAAUAAACUCCUGAAGACAGAGCUCUUCAAAGAGCACUUACUCUCCUAACACUUCUAACUAACUACCUUCUACUACCAGAUCAGGAGAAUCUCUCACUAACUUUAAUAAACUCCUGAAGACUGAGCUCUUCAAAGAGAUCUUACUCUCCUAACACCUCUAACUAACUACCUUCUACUACCAGAUCAGGAGAAUCUCUCACUAUCUUUAAUAAACUCCUGAAGACAGAGCUCUUCAAAGAGCUCUUACUCUCCUAACACCUCUAACUAACUACCUUCUACUACCAGAUCAGGAGAAUCUCUCACUAUCUUUAAUAAACUCCUGAAGACAGAGCUCUUCAAAGAGCACUUACUCUCUUAACA